UGUUAUUGUCCUUGACGCAUUGUUCGCGUGGCGGAGGACUUAACGAGUACAAUGGCAUCGGCAACCUCAAAAAGCUUUCUUUCUUUCUUUUUUCCCUCCUUCCACGUCCCUCGUUAGUUUUUUCGACGUCGCCGGCCGACUCUUGGCAUGUCCCUCGCACCUCCUCCGACGUACGACACCAUCGUCACGACUUCCCUCAAGCCCUACCUUGAGCUUCCCCAUCUUUAUUCUCUCACAUGGCUGGCAUAUCCCAUUCUUUCUCUUUUCUUUAUUGCGUUCCGUCUGUAUUCUUCUUUGGAGUCGUCGCAGGAUUCUAUCGCGAGCGCCAAGUCUACGUUGUUGGCUAGCUGUAAGGCGGCGGAGAAGGCCGCCACGGCGACAGCGAGCAUGCCCCGUUACCUGGCCGUUGCAACGAACGAGCAGUAUGCAGAUGCGAUCAAUGGCACCCUUCAACUUGCUCGCGCGACUUUGGUAGUAGCACUUACCAUGAUGGAAGCGAUCAUUAAUUUCAUCAUCGACAUUUAUCAAUCGACGCUCUUGUGUUUCGUGGAACUUGUUGUCCGUGGAGGAUUAGCGAUCCUGUCUGCUGCGGUGAAAGAGCUUAAUGAUGUAGUCAAUGCUGCUGCCAGUGGUAUCGAGACGGCACUGAACAAUAGUAUCUCCGCUGCUAAUAGCGCCAUCGACACAGCCGUGAAAGCAGUUAAUGCCGUUAACCCCUUCGACGACAUCACUGCACCCACUAUCAGCACCCCAGAUCUCAGUGCAUUGUCUAAUGUCUCUUUACCGUCGUCUUUCACUGACUCGAUCGACAACUUGAAUAGCUCCUUGCCGUCAGUUCAAGAACUUAAGCAGAAAAUUGAGUCUAUCAUUGAUACACCUUUCGAGCUCUUAAAGAAGGAAAUUAAUGAUACUUUCGGCGGCUUAAAUUUCAACUCAUCCCUUGUCACCGUGCCUCAGCAAAACACCCUCACGUUUUGCAACGACAUGGAUACGUCCGUAGUGGAUGACUUGGGUCGCGACAUAAUCAAAUUCACCAAGAUUUCUAUUGUUGUUUUGAUUGCCUUGGCGCUACUGCUCGUUGCACUCAAUUGUCUUUUGGAGUGGUACAAGUGGCGCUGCCAGCAGCGACACUUCCAAUACACCCGUGAGGCAUGGAUGACUGACCCCACGAUGUAUCAUGUCCCCGGCGCUGUAGGAGCUCCGCAAGUCAGCCUCACAGAUCACAAUCUGCUGAUGCUCCAGGCCUCUUCAUCGCAUCCCCUCAUCACACGCAUCAUCAACCAGAUUUCCUCCCGUCUACAUCUCUCUCCGUCACAGCACACAAAUAUGACGUGGUUCUUCCACUACAUCUUUCAUCCUCCGGCACUGGUGUGCUUCCUCAUAGGCUUUUUUGGAAUCCUGAGCGUCCAGCUCCAGCUCCUUGCUCUGGGCCCACUCGUCGCCAAGUACGAUGCUCAGGCUGCAGCUUCCACCGCUGACUUUACGAAUACCAUCGCGACCUCGAUCAACAACAGCAUGUACAACCAGUCGGCAACGUACGCCAAUGAUGUCAAUUCACAGGUUACCGCCAUGCAGUCCACCAUCAACGAUGGUAUCUUCGGAUGGGUAAAUGUCACCACCACCACUCUGAACGAUACCGUCGUGGAAUUUUACAACGGCGUUCAGAGCGCCGUGAAUGCAGUUUUCAAUGGUACGAUCCUCGAGACGCCUGCCCAGGAUUUCAUCCAGUGUUUGAUCGGGUCCAAGGUCGACGCGAUUGAGAAUGUCUUGACAUUCUUGAACGAGCACCUACAAGUCGACCUACCUCUGAUGAACGACAGCGCUUUGGUGCUAUCCCGGAGCUCAAUUGACGAGGCCUCUCAGCCCAUUGCCGCUGCCGCCCUUGGCAGCGGGUCUGGCGACGAAAACGAUGGACUGGUGGGGAAGCUCGUCAGAGCUUACGCCUCGUCUCUGAAGAAGGAACGAAUCAUGUUCGCGAUCUUCCUCGCACUGUGGGGCGUAGUGGUCUUGAUGGCCAUCUGCAUCCUACUAUGGCACACUCACGGGAAAGGUUGGGUCGAGGCAAGGAAGCGACGCAAGUGGGAGAGAGAGCAGAGAAGCGGAAACCAAGGACUCGUCGUCCCUUUCAAGAUCGACCAGCCCCUUGCUGACGAAAAGGCUCAGAAUCAGAACCGGAACUACAGCUCGGAAUCCGUGUCUGCACCUCCUUCUCCGAGGCGCGGGUUUAAUUUUCCUUUUGUUCGGACCCGUUCGCGCUCGCCUUUUGCAGCUCGUGACGAACCUGCCGAGAAGAGCUGGGAUGGCAUUUUUGGGGAGAAGCCCGAUGCACCCUCCCAGGAGCCCAUCAGCAAACCGCAGCGCCUGAUGGCGAUCGGGAAGAAGGCUUGGAGCAAGGAACGAUCUGUUUCUGACAAGCAGCAAGAUAACGGGACCACACCGUGGUACGGUCGGUUUGCUGGGUUACUGAGCAAGAAACGUACCGAGGAGGAACCUGUCUCCGAACGUUCUUCGACCCGGGUCCGUCCAAACUUGCGCAUUUCCGUCGGUCGCGCCGCCAGCGCCACACCGUCGUUUCCCCCCAUUGCCGCCGACAACCCUCGCGACACCCUCCACUCCCACUGGUCCGCCUCUCCUGAACUCGCCCGACCUACUCCCUGGACGAAGAUGCUCUCACCGCCUUUCAAGCUGAGCCCGCGCCGGCCGAACGACGUGCCCUCCGACGUUAAUUCGGUGUACGAGCCAGAUUCCCUCGCUCCGCCCUUGCAUCAUGGAUUCAACCACCGUCGAUCGAUGUCGGACUCGUCCAGGAUCCUGAACGCACGGAAGGAAGAUCCUUUCACGACACCUUUUGAUGAUGAGCAUCGUGUGACGAUCAGCUAUGCUGGUGAUGCCCGAAAGAGUAUCCCGACGAAUCCGUUUGCUGCUGUUGCUAUUUAAUACGACCGACUCAUUCAGUUGCGCUAGCGCAUUGAAUCUGCAAUGACCGUCACGUUACGAGGACAAAAACAAGGACAAUGCUAUAUCUAAUACUCGGUGUUCGCACUUAAUUAGGGUCUGCAUUACGCUGUAUUUCUAGGUAUAUGAGCUGGACUUUUUGCAUACGCACUCAUCAUUGUAGCUAGCAUCUUCCCUCGGGUAUAAUAUAACUCCUUUAUUAUCUAUCUGCCCUAUGGGU
Molecule: messenger RNA, 3175 nt
Organism: Desarmillaria tabescens
Lineage: Eukaryota; Fungi; Basidiomycota; Agaricomycetes; Agaricales; Physalacriaceae
Exons: 3
Coding region: 148-2937 (929 amino acids)
Cellular component (GO): mating projection tip
Source: RefSeq, a predicted model, not a curated record